GCCAUGGACACCUACGUGGAAAUGAACACCAAGGGAAGGAUGCCAGUCUUGGGGCUGGGGACCUGGCAGGCCCCUCCUGGAAAAGUGGAAGAAGCCAUUAAGCUUGCCAUCGAUCUCGGGUACCGCCAUAUCGACUGCGCGCACCUGUACAGGAAUGAAAAUGAAAUCGGCAAUGCCAUUCAGCAGAAGAUCAAAGAAGGUGCUGUGAAACGGGAAGACCUCUUCAUUGUCAGUAAGCUAUGGUGCACGUUCCACGACAAAUCCCAGGUGAAAGGAGCAUGCCAGGAUUCCCUUGCUGCUUUGAAGCUGGAUUACCUGGACCUCUACAUCAUUCACUUCCCCAUGGGUUUCAAGGCUGGAGAUGACCUGUAUCCUCUAGAUGAACACGGCAAGGUGAUCCCCAGUAACACUGAUAUUCGAGACACCUGGGAGGGAAUGGAAGACCUGGUGGAUGCCGGCCUGGCAAAAGCAGUUGGGAUCUCGAACUUUAACUGUGAGCAGAUAGAAAGAAUCUUGAGCAAACCUGGUUUAAGGUACAUCCCUGCAAAUAACCAGAUUGAAUGUCACCCGUACCUUACCCAGGAAACUCUGAUUAAUUUCUGCCUUUCCAAAGGGAUCACCGUGUGCGCCCACAGCCCCUUCGGCUCACCUGGUAACCCAGUGAGCACCCUUGGGAAGACAAGGUAUACGUCUCUGCUUGAGGACCCCACCGUAAAGAAGAUUGCAGACAAGUACGACAAAACACCUGCUCAGGUUCUGCUCCGAUUUCACAUUGAGAGAAAUGUGCCUGUGAUUCCAAAGACAGACAAACCACACCGCCUCAAGGAGAAUCUCCAGGUGUUCGACUUCAAACUGUCUGAUGAAGAUAUGAAAACACUGUUGUCUUUGAACAAAAACACAAGAGUCUAUUCAAUGCCCCCGUGUGCCGAACACAAGGAAUAUCCUUUCCACGUGGAUUACUAAAUUCAUUGUUGUCUUCACACCCGUAGUCUAGGGAUUUCCAAAAUGUUAAUGUUACCAGCAGUUUUCUGAAGAAUAAUGUCUGCUUUGUGUUUGUGUGUGUGGAGGGGAGUAUUUAAUCAAUCUUCUUCCCCCCAUAUACUUUUCAUUUAAACUCUUACAAAUUUAAAUUGCCCAGGGGCUAUCACUAAAGAGAACAUGGGAAGAACAAAAAUGCAGCUUAGCACAGCCAGUGCCAUGCUUUGCAAGGUGCAAGUGGGCCUCUGCUGACAAAAGCAGCAGUCUAGAGAACACGCUUGUGUAACGUUGAGAUAAGCUUAUCUAGGGUAGAUCUAGGUGUGCAGUUUAUUACUCUUAGGAUACUUUUACACAUCUGUCACCUAUUUUAUCACACACACACACACAAUUAUCUUUAUUAUACAAUCCUGGAAGUUAUAUACUUACUACAACAUUUCAGUGUGUUCGUUUAUUUUGUUUGUUUGAAUUCUGGAACUUUUCCAAGCAAAUUUCUUU
Messenger RNA from Gekko japonicus, 1473 nucleotides. RefSeq names its product aldose reductase-like. Lineage: Eukaryota; Metazoa; Chordata; Lepidosauria; Squamata; Gekkonidae. Gene Ontology annotation, cellular component: cytosol. The record is from RefSeq and is a predicted model, not a curated record. The transcript has 10 exons. Gene Ontology annotation, molecular function: aldose reductase (NADPH) activity. Bases 4 to 963 code for a protein of 319 amino acids.